AUGUUGCUAAAAAAAUACAUUAAAGAAUAAAAAAUUUCGAUUGACGGAGAAGACGUUUAUGCAUCAAUUUAGAGAAUACAGAGUUUUAUGAUGAAAUUUUACCAAACAAUUAUUUUUAUUAAAAAGAAUAUCAUACUGAUUUAAAUUAUUUCUAAGAAAUAGAAUAAAAUGAGGUGUCAACAAUAUUGCACUUCAGAAUUUUUGGAUUGUUAAAAUUUUAAUGGAUAUUAUUGGACAAAAUGUCCACUAAAUUAUUACUAUUAAACUAUUCGCAGUGAAGCAGAAGGUUUAUGA
This is a messenger RNA of Paramecium octaurelia, 294 nucleotides long. NCBI's taxonomy places the organism in Eukaryota, Ciliophora, Oligohymenophorea, Peniculida, Parameciidae. The record is from the annotation of a GenBank genome assembly.